Molecule: messenger RNA, 1248 nt
Organism: Medicago truncatula (barrel medic)
Lineage: Eukaryota; Viridiplantae; Streptophyta; Magnoliopsida; Fabales; Fabaceae
Product: probable pectinesterase/pectinesterase inhibitor 7
Exons: 2
Coding region: 64-1011 (315 amino acids)
Biological process (GO): cell wall modification
Molecular function (GO): pectinesterase activity
Source: RefSeq, a predicted model, not a curated record
ACCUUAAGCUCAUAUCCCUCCUAGCAAUAACAACAUCCCUUUAAUUCCUUCAUCCAAAAACCAAUGGCUUUCAAGCACAGAUCCAUUGCCUAUCUACUUUCGAUCUUGCUCUUUGUAUCCUUGCAUGUAGCAAAUGGUAUUCCUCCAGAAACCAUUUGUGGGUCUACCGUAAACCCUACUUAUUGUAAAAACAUACUUGCCAAUCAAAAUGGAAACAAAAAGUACUUGAUGAUGGUUGGAGAGGGAAUCAAUCAAACAGUUAUCACAGGAGACCACAAUGUUGUUGAUGGUUUCACAACAUUCAAUUCGGCUACAUUUGCUGUAGUUGGUCAAGGGUUUGUGGCAGUUAACAUAACAUUUCGCAACACCGCUGGACCAAGCAAACACCAAGCAGUUGCACUAAGAAGUGGAGCAGAUAUGUCCACCUUCUAUAGUUGUAGCUUUGAAGGGUAUCAGGACACAUUGUAUACACAUUCUCUAAGGCAGUUUUAUCGAGAAUGCGAUAUAUACGGAACAGUUGACUUCAUAUUUGGAAAUGGUGCAGUUGUUUUGCAAAAUUGUAACAUUUAUCCUCGCCUUCCGCUAAGUGGACAAUUCAAUUCCAUCACAGCUCAAGGUCGAACUGAUCCAAAUCAAAACACUGGAACUUCUAUACAAAAUGCAACUAUUAAAGCAGCAGAUGAUUUGGCUCCGAAAGUUGGAACUGUACAAACAUACCUUGGGAGACCGUGGAAAGAAUAUUCGAGGACAGUUUUUAUGCAAUCUUUCAUGGACAGUUUCAUAAACCCUGCUGGUUGGCAUGAAUGGAAUGGUGAUUUUGCGUUGAAUACUUUGUACUAUGCAGAGUACAGCAACAGAGGAGCGGGUUCAAGCACCGUGAAUCGAGUGACAUGGCCUGGUUAUCAUGUUAUCGGUGCUACCGAUGCAGCCAAUUUCACGGUGUCCAAUUUCUUGAGUGGUGAUGAUUGGAUUCCUCAAACUGGUGUUCCAUACUCCAGUGGAUUGAUAUAGUCAAAUUCAAACACCUAGAGUAUGAAGUUGUUCAAUUUUAUAUAUUUUCUUCUAUUUAUAUAAACGUGUUUUCUCUUCACACCUAGAGCAUUUUUGUGUACGUUUUUCACAAAGGCAAUAUGAGAGUUUGUUGUAAAUAUCAUAUUAUUAUAAAAUAAUUGAUGAAUAUACAUGUCUCUCCAAAGGACAUGAUUGACUUCAGCAAUGGAUUCAGUUUAUGGCCCGUGUUUAUGUUUG